Tuber aestivum (summer truffle) is the source of this 2897-nucleotide messenger RNA. The record is from the annotation of a GenBank genome assembly. Lineage: Eukaryota; Fungi; Ascomycota; Pezizomycetes; Pezizales; Tuberaceae.
AUGCUUCCCCCCUUUGAGAUCCGUGGCCUGCGUUGGCCGGCCGAAGAUCCUGAGAGUGGUGAACCGAAGGGCUAUCUUCGUGAUGCGUGGCCAGAGAUAAGACUUGAGACUCACGAAGAGUAUGACAAUCUUAUUCGCCAACAUCCCGAGACUGUUUUGAGUUAUUUGGACGAGGAUGAUGGCGAUGUCAUCACCGUGAGCCAAACCCCCCCCCCCCCCUUCCUCCUUUGUUUUACCGCGGCCUUUGGCUUCUUUGUUUGCUGUUUGGGUUGAAUGCUGACUCGUGGCUCCUUUUAGGUCGGUUCUGCCGAGGAACUCUACGCUCGCGUCGAGGACGUGUUUCCCACGCACGGCUCGGCUAUUUUUGACUUGCUCUUGGAUCGGACCCACACGGAUUACAAAGCUGCGCUCGAUAUUUGGCAGAAGCGAUACGUGGAUGUUAGCCAUGCGAAGGCGAAAGCGAAGGGGAAGGCUCUCGCGGGGUUGGGCGAGUCGGAGCCGAGCACGGCGAAGAGCGGUUUGCUGGUCGAUAUCAGCGACAAUAAUGAUGCCUCUCAUUUUAGUCACAGCGAAGCCGGCAGUGAUGCCUAUACCCCUCAAUCACCGCUCUUGACGGCAUUUAGCAAUGAACUUGAGAGGAUCAUGCAGGAGGCUGCCGGACCAGGGGAAGGCUCUUCUAUGCGCGCGCCGAGCCCUCCUCCUAGUCCGCCCGUUCCAUCAAUCCAAUCCACCAAUCGGAACGGGGAGAUGCUUGCGCAAAGCCUUCGUGAAAUAGUCCGGGACAUAGGGCGAGUUGCUCUCGAGUUUCGUAGAGAUGUUCCGUCGCAAACCAGGCCAACUAUCGGCGCUUUUAAUAAUGCGUUUUCCGCUGCGCUCGGGGCCUUCACUUCCCAGCUUCAAAGUGUGGCGCUUGAUGCGGCUAUUGCGGCCAAGAAUGCGGCUCAGGUCACGAGGGAUAUGGAUACCUCGGAGAUGGAGGCUCAUGGUCGUAGGGUGAGGGAGUUGGCAGAGACCAUUGGCCAUAUGGCAGUUCAGGGAGCUGGUGUUGCUAGGGAAGAGGUCGGAAAGGCGCUCGGUAGCGGUUCCGUUGAGGGCUUUGGGGAUCUCGUGGAAGCUGAUGCACAGUUCUCCGCACAGGCCUCGGAGCAGUCAACAGCAAGCAGCUACAGAGCCACCGUGGAGACUGAUGAUGAGGAGGAGGAAGGCGAUGCUGCUGGGAAGAAUAAAAGGAGCGAGCAGAAAGCGAAGGCGAAGUCUGUUUGGGAGCUGUCUGACAACCUCGAGGGAACUGGAAUCAUUCCCGUGAUGGGAGAGGUGCCAUCUUCCAACGAUUCUGAUAGGAUUCCUAGCCCCGCCCCCCCGCUUUCCAUUUAUGGGGAAGCUCCUCUGGAUGAGUUGCGCGGUCGGCCGCGCUCCAGUGCCCCUCUUUUGUCUACGUUUGAGUCCCCUGCUGAAGAGCCACCUUCCUACUUCCCCCGUGCUGUAUAUCCCACGCAACCUGAGGGCGUUGACUUGUUUAAUCCUCCGGAGCCCGCCCGCUUUGGAUAUAAUCACCAAUACCCGCCUCAUCAUCCUUCUCCUCAUGCAUCCCCUUUCCCACCGCGUUUUCCUCCCGAUUACUUUGGUCAGGGAUUGCGGAUGCCAUCACCACCACCACCACCACCGCCGCCCCCACCACCACCUCCCCGUAUUCCCCACAGCCCAGCUCCUACAUCCCCGCCUUCUCCCCCGAUCCCACACUAUCAGAUUCCCCAGCACCCGCGCCAGCGCCACCCGACACGUUGGGGGUCGCCGGAGCGUGGGUGGGGCAUGGAGGAGGCAAGACCCCGUCGUUCUGGAAUGCCGCCGGGAUGGCCUUUCGGAAGAGAUGAUUCUGAUGUCUCGAUGAGAGGGUCGCUGAGGAGAGAGGAUUCUGACGUUUCCAUGAGAGAUGCUGGGCCUCACGAGGAAGAGUACACUCCCAGCUCGGAAGGUCCCAGAGAUCGGCGUGUGGGACGAGAGGACAGGAAUAGAGAUCUGAGACCCGCCCCUCGACCGAUUCGUCGCUCCAGUACUUUGAGGGAUGGCACUAGGAGAGGAGGGCAAGCUAGAGAUGGCUGGGCGAUCCCCCAACCACCAAGUCGUGCUCCUUCAUUUGGGUACCCGAGUAGAUCAAAUUCGAUCGCAUCUAUGCCCCCUGCUCCGGCCCCCCCAGGCUUCGGCAAUUUCCAUCUCAAGCCAACUUUCGAUCUCCUGUACAAUCACGUCUUUCCCGUGAUUUGGGCCAUAGAGCGUCGGUUUCCAAUUUUCGCUCCCAGGAUCUAGUUUCCCUAGUGAAUCCGUUUUUGACCCCUCCAAGACAGCCCUCCCCGUCCGAGACUGCUCUUCGAGCUUCUGAAUCGCCACCUUCCCUAGUGUCUUCUAUUCCAGGUGGAUGGCCUCGUGCCACCGUUGUGAUUCCGCCACCCCCGCCUCCUGUCCCAAUGAGCGCCUUUAGUGAAUCUCCCGCCGACUCUUCGGUCGCAUCGGCAGUUGAGCACGGUGCUGGUCCGAUUGCCCCCGCAGAGCCGGCCAGAAGACAACAGACCAGACCCAGGGAGCUUCAUGAGCACUCCUCUCCACACACAAAUCCUUUCCUUGAGCGCAGGAGAAUGCGUGAGAAUAGACUUGGCCUGGGCGCUAGAAACUGGGGGGGGCAGUCGCACAACAAAAGGACCAUCGUCCCUCCUGUCGCAGACCAGGAAGAUAACGGGAUUGACAAGUGCGUUGCUACGCUGAUUGAGAUGGGGUACGGCGAUGAUGGAGGCGAGAGCGCGGUUGAGAGAUUGAAAGUUUACGCACAGAUUGUAGAGGGGAAUGUGCAAAAUGCAGUAGAGAUGUUGGAGGAGGAGAGGGAGGCGUGGGAGAGGAGGCAGUAG